This is a messenger RNA of Sorex araneus (European shrew), 7856 nucleotides long. It is a transcript of the gene MYO16, whose product is annotated as myosin XVI. Lineage: Eukaryota; Metazoa; Chordata; Mammalia; Eulipotyphla; Soricidae. Gene Ontology annotation, molecular function: cytoskeletal motor activity; actin filament binding; ATP binding. Gene Ontology annotation, biological process: phosphatidylinositol 3-kinase/protein kinase B signal transduction; negative regulation of G1/S transition of mitotic cell cycle; neuron projection morphogenesis. The record is from RefSeq and is a predicted model, not a curated record. Gene Ontology annotation, cellular component: perinuclear region of cytoplasm; myosin complex; nucleoplasm.
GCACUGCAGGGUGGCUGGAGCACUGUGCAGGGGAGGCUGGAGCACUAUAGGGGAGUCUGGAGCACUGCAGGGAUGCCAGAAGCAUGCAUGGAGGCUGGGGCACUGCAGGGUGGCGGGAGCACUGCAGGGAGGCUGGAGCCCUGUAGGAACGGCACAGACAGACAUCCCCAGCCCCAAACUCUCCGGCGCUGAAGCGUAAACGGUGCCGUAGAGCUCGCUUGUCCCAGGGGUUUUGUCGCAGAAAUUAGGCUUAAGCAUUCAACAUUCAAAACAUCAAGAAAUUAAGGUUUUUCCUCAGUGAUUGAGUUACCGCAGGUGGUGUUUGGGGGCUGUGGGCCGUGGUCAGUGCGAGGGUGCGAGGUGAGGGGCCGCCCGGGGCCUGUCGUGUCGGAGAUGCUCAAGGACCCCCUGGAGCCCGGAUCCAGCCCCCCAUCAGCCUGGUGCUGGGCAUGGCCCCCCGCUCCCAGAGCUGAGGUUGUGGCCGUGCGUGGACACGCGGCGAGGGAGCGGCUGCCUGGGGGAUCGGGGGGCUGUCCCCAGGGGCGAGGGCGAGUGCUCGUGGCGGCCCCUCUCUGGGAGCUCAGGGAGGACUCUGCCAGAGAACAGACCGGGCAGCUGUCUCCUCUCCGCUGGAGAACAUUUCCCGGCACCGGGGCUGCUCCCCCGCACGGAAAGGUCGUCCCGAGACAGACUUCUUAUUUCUGAGAGGCUCUGAAAACAGUGCUCACCACCUCCCACGCAGUGGUGACUCGCGGGGAGACGGACGGAGGGGUCGAGUGGGGGGAGUCGGUGCCGGGUGAAGCUCCGGUCAGUGUCCAGCUGCUCUCACCAGAGACCGUCAGGACGAGCCGGACAUGCGUGCUCAUCUCUCGCCUGCCAGGAUGGCUCGGGGACGUGCCCUCUGGGGCUGAGGGGACAGAGGCUCAGGGACCUCAGCAGUGGCCCCGCUGGAGCUGUUCUAGAAGGUUCUGGUUUCAAACCCUGGCCCUUCUCAUCCAGACCUUGAGCAUGUCCUGCCAAGGCCUGGCACCUCGGCCGCUCCCCCUCGUUGCCUGGGUCUGCGUCUGUGGUCUGCGCCUCGGUGGGGCUCCUCUCCUCGGGCGUCCUCAGGAAGAAAGCUCGGGGCCUGGGGGCCGGAGCUCGGGGGUCUGCCCUGCGGGGCCGGGCUGGCCUCGUGCUCGGGGCAGACGGGCGUCCAGCAUCCACUCACGGGAAACACUGACGUGAGGAGCUGAGCGACCCAGUCACCUUAGGACGGCGAGGGGCUUCAGCCUGGCCCCUUGGCCUGUCCGUGCUGAGCAGGGACGCGGCAUUACUUGACUGCAGUGACCGCGGGACGUGUGCUUCUCCCGAUGCCGGCGUGGUUGGAGCCUCUCUGCCGGCUUGUGCGCUGCAGUUCUUUGCGGUCUGCAGUGGUGGCAGAAUCCUGAAUUUGCAAAGCUCUGCAAACCCAUGCUUUUAUUUUUUUCCCCCGCGUGUGUGUGCGUGCGUGUGUGUGUGUGUAUGUGCGUGUGUGUGUGAGAUUUGCAUUUUGUCAUCUGCCACGAAGCCCAGAAAGGGGUGCCGUGAAAGGGAAGGUGAUUUCUGUUACCAGCGGCGUAUUCAAAGGCGCCCGCCCCGAGCGGUGGCUAUUUUGAGAUCCUGCUAUCAAUGUCGUCUCCUCACACAGCAACUGGUGGCAACUAAAAAUAAUCAGCUCUGCCACCAGCUAGGAACCUGGCCCUGGGCUUCUGGACGAGGUGCCGGGGGAGGGGGGGACGCGGGUCUGGCCCUUCGCGCUCCCCUGCAGCCCCCUCGCCUGCGAGUUUGCUGCCAGGGAAAGCCGUUGCAAAGCCAUUAGCAGGCAGGCAGGACCGCAGUGCAGCACACCUCCGCUGCCCGCGCCCGCGCCCACGUGCCAAUUAGAGCCCCGAUUCCAGGGGUUGUGGCCCAGGUGCCCUGUCAAUCACGCCACUUACUACGGCACGUGCGGUCACGGGAGGCGCCAACGGGAGCGGGGAGAAGCCCCCGGAACUCCAGCUGCGCAGGGAGAGUGUGCUGGACGCGGUUCGCAGCACCAUGGAGCGCAGCCCCCAGCCCUGCCCCUGAGGACUGGUCCCCGCGCAGGGGCGCCCGGCGCGCGGGGACGCGGCUUUCUCGGGAGAGGAUGCGGGCAGCCGCGGCGGGGCUGCAGCCUGAGCCGGAGAGAUGUCGCACUACCAUUUCAUCAAGUGCUGUUGCUUCCAGCUAUGCAGCGUUUUCCGGUCCCACGACAUGGAGAUUGACCAGUGCCUGCUGGAGUCCCUGCCCCUGGGCCAGCGGCAGCGCCUGGUGCGGCGCCUGCGCUGUGAGCAGAUCAAGGCGUACUACGAGCGCGAGCGGGCCCUGCAGAAGCAGGGCGGCGGCCCGGGCCCGCGGAAGCAUGGCAGGCCCCAGAGGGUCCACUUCGCUCCGGCCGACAUGCUCCAGGACGCCAUCGUCCACCACGACGACAAAGAAGUGCUGAGGCUGCUGACGGCGGGGGCCGACCCGCACGGCCUCAACUGCUCCGGGGGCUCCCUGCUGCACCUGUGCGCUCGCCACGACAACGCCUUCAUCACCGAGAUCCUCAUCGACAGGGGGCUCGAUGUCAACCACCAGGACGAAGACUUGUGGACCCCGAUGCACAUCGCCUGCGCCCGGGACAACCCCGAUGUCGUGCUGCUGCUGAUCUUGGCGGGGGCCGACGUCCUUCUCCAGGACGCCAGCGGGAACGUCCCCCUGGACUACGCUGUGGAGGGCACCGAGUCGAGCGCCAUCCUGCUGGCUUACCUGCAUGAGAACGGGAUGGAUCUGGCGUCUGUGCACCAGGUGAAGCGUGAGAGAUCCAUGAGGAUGUUAACGGACGUCACACACCUCCUGUCCGGUGGCGGGAAUGUGAGUGAGAAAAACGAAGACGGAGUCACACUGUUACACAUGGCAUGUGCAGGGGGCCACAAGGAGGUGGUGAUUCUGCUCCUGGACCAUGGCGUGGACCCCAAUGUGGCGGAUAAUCAGUACUGGACACCUCUCCACUUGGCAGCAAAAUAUGGCCAGACACACCUGGUGAAGCUCCUCCUGAUGCACCAGGCCGACCCGACCCUCCUGAACGGCAGCUCGGAGAAGGCCUCAGAUGUUGCCGCGUCGGAGUUUAUUGAGGAGCUGCUGCUGAAGGCCGAGGCGGCGUGGGGAGAGAGGGCGGGGGAGCCCCCGCCGGCCUCUGCCCUGGCCCAGGAGGACACUUACGAGGAGAUCAUCCCCCCGCACGCAGUGCUGGCCAGCAAGCUGAGCCCCCUGGUGCUGCCCAUGGCCAAGCAGGACAGUCUGCUGGAGAAAGGCGUGAUGUUCAAAGAUGCAACGAAGGGUGUCUGCAGCCGGCCGGCCCAUGGCAGUGCUCCCGACAUCACCACGGCGACGGUCCCCAGCACACCUGAGCAGGCCAGGCUGGUGCCCCCCGCGCCCAACGACGACCUGGCCACGCUCAGCGAGCUGACGGACGCCAGCCUGCUCUACGAGAUCCAGAAGCGCUUCGGGAACGACCAGAUCUACACUUUUAUUGGGGAUAUCCUCUUGCUCGUUAAUCCAUUCAAGGACCUUCAGAUUUAUUCUGCUGUGGCCUCCCAGCUGUACAGAGGCGACGCGGGGAGGGUCUGCUCCGCGCUGCCCCCCCACAUCUUCGCGUGUGCCGAGAGGGCCUUCCGGCAGCUGUUCCAGGAGCGCAGGGCCCAGUGCUUCCUGCUCAGUGGAGAGCGCGGCUCGGGCAAGUCGGAGGCAUGUGGCCACCUGCUGCGGCAGCUGACCAGCAGGGCGGGGCCCAGCGCCUGGGACAGCCGGCUCACACACACCCCCAGGGCCGGCGGCUCUGAGCCCAGGCCCGUGAGGGGCGGCGGCACCACUCCCGGCGCCUGGGUGGGAGCUGACGGCUCCGUGGAGGGGCCCAGGCUGGCGUCCCGCGCCCCCGGCUCCCUGCUGGCCGGGCUGGACGAGGAGCCUCCACCCAGCCCCGGGGUCACCGCAAGUGCGCAGACGUGGGACAUCGGCGUCCUGGACAUCUUCGGGUUCGAGGAGCUGCACAGGAAUGAGUUUGAGCAGCUCUGUGUGAACGUGACCAAUGAGAGGCUGCACCAGUACACCCGGGAGGUGCUGUUCCUGCAGGAGCAGGCCGACUGCGCGCAGGAGGGGGUCGCCAUGGAAACGGCCUACUCGCCUGGAGACCAGGCCGGAGUGCUGGAUUUCUUCUUCCAGACGCCGUCUGGAUUCUUCUCUGUGCUGGAUGAGGAGAGUCAGAGGCUGUGGUCGGGGGAGGCCAGCCUCGCCCGGAGGCUGCAGGGCCCGCUGGGCGCGGCCAGCCCCGACGCCGUGCUCGCCUCCUCGCUGCAGGAUGGGAACGGGAACCCCGCGGCCCGCGAGCCGGGCGGGGCCUUCACGGUGCUGCACUACGCGGGCAGGGUAACCUACGAAGUCACGGGCGCCAUCGAAAGGAACAGAGAGUCCCUGGCCCAGAGCCUUCUGUCUGUGAUGAAAACCAGCGAGAACGUCAUCAUCAGCCACCUGUUCCAGUCGAAACUGUCGCCCACGGGGUCCCUCGUGUCCUGCCCACCGGCCCCUGCCCUCCGGGGACAGCAGGCCCUGCUGCUCAGUAGGACGGCGACCGCUGCGGCCGCGGGGGAGAGCAGGAGCUACCUGGAGCUGGGCAAGUUACUGAAGAAGAAGGGAGCGAGCGCCUUCCUCCAGCGCCUGGAGCGGACGGGACCCGCCACGGUCGCGUCCCAGCUCCGGAAAUCCCUGGCGGACAUUCUCGGGAAGCUCGUGACAUGCACCCCGCACUUCGUCCACUGCAUCAAGCCCAACAGCGCCCAGCGGCCCGACGCCUUUGAUAGCUGCUCUGUGUCCGCUCAGCUGCGCUACAUCGGGGUCCUGGAGAUGGUGAGGCUCAGCCGGUACGGGUACCCCGUGCGCCUGCCCUUCUCGAGCUUCCUGGAGAGGUACCAGCCCCUGGCCGCCGCCUUCCUGGGAGACCGGCCGCCACCCGCCUCCGCGCCCCGGGACUCCUGCGGGCACCUGCUGCAGCUCUGCGGGCUGCACGGCUGGCAGGUGGGCGCCCGGAAGGUGUUCCUGCGGCACUGGCACGCAGAGCAGCUCAGCGCCCUGAGCCUGCAGCUGCAGAGGAAGGCCGUCACCUGCCAGAGAGUGAUCAGAGGCUUCCUGGCCCGCCGCCGCCUGCUGCGCAGACGGAGCAGCGGGCACCAGGAGGCGGCGUCCGUCCACAGCUUCCUGCAGGCCACGGAGGCCCUGGGGCUGAGGACCUACGAGGCGCUGGUCCUCCAGAACGCGUCCGACGUCGCCCGCGAGGAGCACCGGCUCAGGAGCACCGCUGAGAAGCCCGAGGAGGGAGGCGGGCGCACUGAGGACAAGGGCGCGCCCAGAGCCCUGGUCGCCGUGGACAGCCUGCUGCAGGCCCUGGCCGCCCCGGCCUGCCGCGCCCCCUCUCUGCACUCCGUGCUCAGCCUGGACGACAGCGCCGGCCUCCCGUCGCCCCGCAGGCAGCCCCCGCCCAAGCCCAAGCGGGACCCCAGCACGAGGCUGAGCGCCUCCUACGAGGCCGUAAGCGCCUGCCUCUGGGCCGCCCGGGAGUCGGCCCAGGAAGCCCUCGCCCGCCCGCGGCCGCACAGUGACGACUACAGCGCCAUGAAGAAGACGCCGCCCCGCAAGCCGGCGCGCAGCCCCCACACCAAGCUCAGCAGCUCCUCCGAGGAGGUCUCGGGCCCCCGGGUGGCCCGGCCCCGCGGCGGCGUGCCGCCCGGCCCUCACACGCCCCCUGCCCUCGAGGACGCGGAGCCCGUGUACAUCGAGAUGGCGGGGCGAGCGGGCAGCCCCGAGCCGCCCGACGGGGAGGCCGUGUACGAGGAGAUGAAGUUCCCCGCGGCCCCCGCGUCGCCCCCGGGGGAGGCGUGGGACAUCCCCCCGCCCUUCCCCAACCUGCUCCCGCACCGGCCGCCCCUGCUGGUGUUCCCGCCCUCGCCCGCCACCUGCUCGCCCGCCUCCGACGAGUCCCCGCUCACACCCCUGGACGUGAAGAAGCUGCCGGUGCUGGAGCCCAAGUACCCCGUGUCGCCCGAGGGCUCCAGCCCGCUCUCCCCACAGUGCUCCAAGCAUCACCGGGUGGACAGCGACCGGCCCAUGUCCCCCGGCCUCCUGGUUCCUGGCGGGGCACCCCCUGCGUCCCCCCCGCCCACACCCCUGCCUGCCCCCGCGGCCACCCUGCCGCCCGCCACACCCUGGCCGCCCGCGCACCUGGCCUUCGUGCCCGACGCCCCGGCUGGCCCCGAGCAGCCCAAGGCGCCCCCCAGGCCCUGCGGCUCCUUCCCCAGGCCCCCGCCCUCCCCUGGGAAGGCCGCCCGCAGGGCCAACUCCAACUGCCCCUCCCCGGGGCCCUGCAGCCCCCUGGACGAGCUCGCCAGCCUCUUCAGCUCGGGGAGGAGCGUCCUUCGGAGGUCAGCCGCCGGGCGGAGGAUCCGGGAGCCCGCGGGCUUUGAGACGAACUUGAACCUGAGCAGCGGAGGUGACUCUGGCGCGCCCGAGCUGGGCCCGGAGACCCGGGACAGGAACGCCAACAACCGCGGCCUGGCCCUGUCCAACGCGCUGCCCGAGACCUUCGCCGCCGAGAACGGCAACUCCGUGGCCAACGGCUCCCUGGAGGAGGACAGGCUCUGCAGGCUGUCAACGGGCAGCCCAGCCAUGACCUCGUUCCAGAGGCACCGAGAGAGUCCCACGGCUCAGGUCAUCCAGCAGCUGCGGCUGUCGGAGGACGAGAGCCUGGCCCUGCGGGAGCUGCUGGCCUGGCGGCGGGAGCUGUGUGAGCCGCGGACGCCCCCCCCGCCGCCCUGCAGGAAGCCCACGGCCCUGAGCAAGCCCGGGGGGGCCGCCUGCAGCCGCCUGCCCGCGGACUUCUGGAACUCGAGCAGCUGAGCCCCGCACAGGUGUCCAGCUGGGCCCAUGGACACGCCGUGGCCUCCCCCUGCCGGUGCUCCUGGCCCACCACGACAAAGCACAGGACAAGACUCCCUGUGUGUGUGUGUGUGUGUGUGUGUGUGUGCCCGUGUGUGUGUGUGAUACAACCACGCAACGGAAGAGAACCCCAGUGUGUGUGUGUGUGCGUGUGUGUGCCACAAAGCACAGGACCAGCCGUAAGACGUACUCCCGGUGUGUGUACACGGCAGAUGUGGAGCCCAGAACUCCCGUGUCUGCGUAGUGUGCUCCCCAGGUGCUCCUUCCGUGCCCGAUGCAGGGGGGACGUCCCCCAGCUCCCCAGGCUUCAUGUCUCUGCAGCGAGCCCCCCGGGCUGCGAGGGGAAGGCAGGAGGGGCCGGGCGUGGUGGGGAGCAGAGCCCCCGCAUGCCCACCGGCCCUCUCCGUCCUUCCUGCCUCCGGCACUGGUGCUGUCCCGUCCCCCCGGGUUCUAACCCACCGUCCGCCCAGCCGGGCUUCCCGGCACCCCCCGACUCCACCUCGACUCCGAUGCGCACGUGGGGCCCCGCGUGCCCGGGCUCACCCUGGCCGGUGCUCGGCGGGGAGCGUCUGGGCUCCGGAGCGUGGACGGACGUGCUCUGCCCUCCCGGAGCCCGGGGGCUCCCCCAGCUGUGCCCCCCCGGCCCCGCCCGCCACCUCCCAGGCUGCCCGGCCCCGCGCCCCCGCCCCGCUGCCCCGCUGCCUGGCUUCUAGUGUUCGUCUGCUGGCUGCUCCCGAGCUCCGAGCGCACGUCAGUGCCCGGUGGCGCCCUCGGACCCGCCUCCCGUGGCCUCCGCAACGUGAAUGUGCCAAUAAAGGCUCCAGCUCUGCCCUGCGGCCCCCUGCUGCUCU